UCUGUCGACAAAUCAAGUUGCGACUUCUUAGUCAGUUGUCAAGCUAUAGGGCUUGUAAUAUAUUUCUGCAAUUUUCUGAAGCUCAACACUGUUGUACGAAAACUAAAAUGAAGACUUCUUUCACUUGUACCGUUUUCUUUGCCAUAGUGGCCUUAGCUUGUAGUGUACAAGCUCAACAACUUUCUGCAGAAGGUGAAUGCAGUCUUACUGCCUGCAUCAAUCCUUUUCAAGGAACGGUAAGCGGCGUUGUCUGCAGCGUGUCUAAGAAGUAUAUCAAUUGCCUGAAGGAAAAGGUUUUAAACAACGAUGCCUGUGGCUGGGCUAAGAAACUUGCAGGAAAGGGUAUGAUAAAGGCAGCCGAAAUUGCUAUGAAAGCAGCAAACUGCAAAACCGACUUAACUGCAGUUGCCAGUUGUGAUAUCAAUGUAUGUACGUAUCCACAAAGUAAUUCGUCGUCUUUCUGCCAGCAGGCUAGGGAGUAUGGAAGUUGUAUCCAAGAAAACGUUUUUGAUGUCGAACACUGCCACCAUGAGCAAAAAGAAGCUGGACACUACUUGACAGUUGCCUUAUCAACAGAUAUAGCUGAACACAAAUGCGCAGAUAUUUUGCAGUCCACUCCAAUGCUUGGUGACAGUUACUUGAUGUGUAUGGCGAGAUGUGUUUUUUAAAGCAACUGCAAAAAAUGUGCUUAAAUGGGUCUUAGAUUAAAAUUAUCUACAUACACUUGUUAAGUAACAUUUUUAAAAUUGAUCACAUUUUUUAUUCAUUAGCGAAAUUCAUUAUUACUCGCAUAAUGGUAACUGUUUAGUAAAAAGAAGUGAAGAAUUUAGUAAACAAAAAGAAGUGAAGAGUUUAUUUAAAAAAAAG
This is a messenger RNA of Physella acuta, 867 nucleotides long. RefSeq lists its product as uncharacterized. The record is from RefSeq and is a predicted model, not a curated record. NCBI's taxonomy places the organism in Eukaryota, Metazoa, Mollusca, Gastropoda, Physidae.